AUGACUCCGUCUUACCAAGGGAAAACUUCUACGGCAAGCUUGCCAGUAAAAGUGAGAUCGAAGCCUAGAGUUCUUCGCUCAAGCGGCACGGAGCAUCCAAACCAAGUUUUCGUUAAUGUGUACAACAAUUCUGGAACUAUUGUGGUGGGCGACAAUAACGAAGUCACAGUUCGUACUUCUGCUUCCAGUACCACUGGAAUCUACUCCAUUUCGAACGAUGGACUAAGAAGUAAUUUUAUGUCCGCCGGUUUUACCCCAGGACAAAACGGCGUUGCAAAGUCGCAAAACACCGAUCUCUCCCAAAAUUCGAGCGGGCGAAGAUCAGCAAUUGGCGCACAGAUAACCAAGAUGACAAGUUUUUAUCCUGUCGUAAAACUUGAACAUUCUUUUGGAUGCGGACGAGGGAAGAGGAAGGGCUGUCAUGGAGGUGAAAGUCGACGAAAGGGAAGGAAGCGCUUUAAAAACCAACAACCCGAUUCGAGACUUUCCACUCCGAGUUCAGAUGUUGAUUUGGGACUCUCGCCUGCUUCCAUUGAACUUCCGCUCGACACUAAUAGCGCCAGUUUUCAACAAGGGCUUCAGUCGUUUCACCGUUUGUGCACUUAUUUACACCCUCCGCGUGACAAUGGCCGCUGGUCUGAGUUUGAUGUUCGCGCCCAACAACUUUUGGACCAAGCAGGCAUCAGUUUGACGGACCAAAUCAUAAUCGACCUUGAGAAAAGCGUGGCGUUGUGCUACCAGAAAAAGCUGGAUGAAUCUGAAGAUUUAAUAAACGAUGCAGAGAAGAGAUUUCCUCAGACCAGUGGAUCCAUUCGGCGCUUGCUUGAAAUGCUCUCAAACUGCUACAGAGCUGGACUUUAUCGAAGGCGAAAACGCUUUGGCCAGAAAAGACAGCAGUGGCUGCAUGCUGCAGAGACACUUGCAUAUGGCUUCCCACCCUGUUUGCCUGUUGGAAUCUUGCUCUACGAGGAAGGCACUUGCAAACGAGACGUAGCUUCUAUUCUGACAGGCCCAAGUAAAGAUGCAGCCAUUGGGGAAGCCAAGGAGCUUAUGCGGCGUUGCAUCGACUUGUGCUGUCGUUUGGAUCAUCAAGAGCACGUAUAUGUGAGAAAACAGCACGUUGCCGUUUCAAAAAUGGCGAUAAUGAAUCUUCAUUGUGAGACAAGUGUGUCCCGAAGCAGAAAAAUCGGGCCAAGUAAUGUGGUAGAGGCUGGAAAGCUUUUGGACACUCUUCAGAGUGAUUACUAUCGUCAAACAGAGGUUCAAGGAUCGAAGAUUCAAAGACUCAUUGCAAAUGUCGACCUAUUCUACCGCAUAGAAAAGUUCUCUGAAGCUGAAAAAGUUGGUCAGGAAGCGUUAGAAAUCGCCAAAAGACUGGAGUUUAAUCUGGAUGUGAUGCCGCUUGAAGAUCGGUUAACUGACAUCCGCCGAAAAAUAACAGAAUCUUCCAGCAGCGAAACUUAUCGAGAGAUUCCUAGAAUCAUUGACUCGUGUUCCGGUUCUUCCCGGAAUAACACGCCGUACUCUUCAGAGUUCGAGGACAAGGAACAGUUUUAA
Molecule: messenger RNA, 1557 nt
Organism: Porites evermanni
Lineage: Eukaryota; Metazoa; Cnidaria; Anthozoa; Scleractinia; Poritidae
Source: the annotation of a GenBank genome assembly